This is a messenger RNA of Paramuricea clavata, 4591 nucleotides long. Lineage: Eukaryota; Metazoa; Cnidaria; Anthozoa; Malacalcyonacea; Plexauridae. The record is from the annotation of a GenBank genome assembly.
UUGUUGACAUGGCAACAGAACUAAUUAAAUUCAAACAACAUGGCGGCCUGUUAGGAGUGUUGUUUUGUGUAUUCGAUAGAAUUUUGUUGAAAUUUUUUAUUCAAAUGGAAAAUUUUUGAUAAAACGAGGAUGGGAGACGGUACCACAACUAAGGAAAUAUAUUUUCGCGUUUGUGCAGAAACGAAACGAGAGCCAGCGGGGGAAAUUUUGGCGGUUUUAAACCACGCUAUUGACGAUCAGAUAAUGUAAGUCAAUGUUUUUGCGCUUUGUACUGUAUAUUUUGCUGUUAGUGUUCUGUAUUAGUGGUUUGUGUGAAAGUUUGAAACGACAAGAGUUUAUAAAUAGUUCUUAUUUAUCAAGACGUGGCCUGUACUCGCACAAGAUGACCCUAAUUUAUGGGAUAUUUUUGCAGAAGAUGCAUCAAGACAAUUUAUGCAUGCAAAAUCAUUUGUGAAGAUGAACUGUGCAGAUACCUUGUGCAAUAUGAUUUAGCUAGAACAUUUGAUUUAGCUACAUAUGAUUUAGCUAGAUGGUUUAAUUUUUUCACACAUAAUUCUAGAGAUCAGACACAAUUUUGCACGCUAAAGUUGCACGCAAAUAAACGAAAUGAAAGAAAUGAAAAAUACAGAAGGAAAAUUAAUGAUGAGGUUAGUAUGAACAUUGAUCACCAUCUUAUAAUUUGUUUAUCUGAUCUGGAACAUAAUUUGUUGUUUCUCUGACUUACUAUUCUCUACCAAUUGUAGAAUGUGGACACUCUGUACAGGACGCUUCAAUGCAAUACGUUUGUGGUUGGUUUAGACCUGGGAUAUAACAGCAUUACAGAUGUUGGUGCCAAAACCUUGUCCAAAUUGCUACAGGUAAUAUAAAUAGUAAGCUACACCAACUUAUUUAUAUACUGGAUAUCUCUUAUACACGCAUAAUAGUCUCACAUCUUGUAAUAGCAAGAUGGCUGUUUGCAACAGGCUUGUGGCAAGUUUGUGAACAAGUUUUAAUAUGCUGUUAUUUUAUCAAGUUGCUGCAAGGAACCUUUUCACUUGCAACUUGUUAUUAAUAUAUAACUCGUCGUAGAAUUCCAGGACGAAAUACCAGUUGUUAUAAAAACUUGUAACGUGUAUGUUGGAUCAACAACCUUGUAACAAAUUGUUGACAACUUGUCAUAACAAGCUGGAAACAAGCAGUGCUAAUUAACACAUCCUGGUGACAAGUUGUUGAAACAGCAUUGGUACAAAAUUGCUUGAAGGUCUGCACGCUUUUACAUGUGAAAGACUGCUACCUCUUAUAGUUAUUUUAUGCUUCGGUUAAUUAGGAAACGCUGAUUUUAAAAGAGCUAAUUUUAUCCUAUAAUGACAUCACAUCAGAAGGAGCACAAGAUCUAGCUAAAGGACUACAGGCAAGUUACAAUAUUUUAAAAAAGAUUUAAACUUUGGGGCUGAGCAUCGUUUAGUAGAGAGUUGUUGUAGUCACUCAGAGUUUAACUUUAUUACUUUUGUAGAUGAACGAGACGUUACUGGUUUUAAAACUGAAUGGGAACAAGAUUUGCAACAAAGGUGCACUGGCUAUUGCCGGAUCGCUCCAAGUGAACACGAUACUACAGGAAUUGGACAUGGCUGAUACUGAUAUGGUAAGUAGGUGAGUGAGUGAGUGCGGAGUAAGAGCGCGUGUGCUGAUUAUCCCUACUUGUAGCUGGGAGCUAAACUGCAUGAAUACGCCCUUCUGGAAAGUGUGUCACUUUGGCUACAGAGCCUCGUUUUCCUGAAUGUGACAUGUUAAAGCCUGACAUCUCAAUCACGAAAACGAGACUGUAUAGCCAAGGAGACGUAGUUGCCAGAAGCGUGUAUUACGAAGGAUGUAACUCGAAGGAUGCAGCUAUGAUUUGAUCGAGUUGAAGACUUUCUAAGGGCGCCUCUGGCAGCAACCUUAUGACUCAUGUCUGAUCGGAGAGCACAGCUACGGUGGAAGGGUCAGUUAGGGACUAAUGUCACUAAUCCCAACCAUUGUUAAUAAACAUUCCUGGAUUGUCUAUGUGAGAGGAAACCGAAUGACUUUCAUGACUUUCGGCAGAGCGUUGACUCUUUUCACGUGAAUGUCUUAAGUCCAGAACAAGGAUUCUCAGAAGACCCCAGAAUCCUCUAGGUAACGCGUACAUAUAUGACAAUGAAUUAGCACGCGAAGUUCUUGACGAGCUAAUAUUAUAUAAACGCGCUUUAUGUUACAGGGCACUGAAAGUUGCGUGGCAGUGGCAACAGUCUUAAACUACAACAACACCCUGAAAGUUCUUAAUAUUAGCAGACCAAUACUUCACUCCUCACAGGUAAGGCAUCUGAUUGGUUAAUUGGAUAUAUCAAACGCAUCUUCAUGAUUGGUUGAUGCCCCUUAAUUACCUUAAUGGUAGCAGUAGCAGUAGUGGAAUUUAAAUCUGAACCUCUUUACUGUAUCUUUGCAGGACUCAAAAUAACGGCCGGUCAACGGACAAUAGAUUUAGAUCGAGGACGCGGACGUCAAAGACGACAUGAAAGUGCAUGGCGUCAAAAUGGCGUGGCAUAUCCAUACAUGGGCACAACACGCCAUUUCCACAUCAUCUUUGACGUCCGCGUCCUCGAUCUAAAUCUGUGGCCAAAAAUGCCUCUUGAUCGGUCACUUUUUUUGCCUCACCGUUCGUUUUAACCGGUCACAUUCUCAUGCCUUCCAAUGUGCUGACAUCUUGAAUUAAAACAUGAAACUAUGAUGUAUCGAAACAAGUUUCUAACAGUUUGGUUCACUAUUAGGGAGUUCACGGGGGGGGGGGGGUGAAUAGGUUUUCGGAUCGUCGGAUUUCACAGAAAAAAUAGUUCGGAUUUCGGAUCUGGCGAAUAUUUUACACGGAUUUGCGGAUCUUAUUAAUACAGCGGAUUGUGGAUUUAUCUAAUAUUUUGGCUCGGAUUGUGGAUUAGCUUUCAAUUUAGUUCGGAUCCUGGAUUGUGACUUCAUAGUAGAACUUUUAGCGGAUUCAAAUUUGGACAAGACCCUGAUUGUCGGAUCGCGGAUCUUGCUUCAAAUUUGGGCGGAUCGGCGGAUUUGUAUACCCCUAUUAACCCCUCCCCCCUGUUAGUGUAAACGUAUCAAUGACCGGUCAAAAAACAUUUUGACCGAGCUACAAUCAAGUUGACCGCGGGUCAUUUUGACCGGAGACCUAUCUCCCAUUAUUUUGAGCUAGAUCGCCUUAUGUCCUUUCUAUUCACAUCCUCGAGUAUAUAUUCUUUCAUUUUUAGGAGGAGUCUGUCGUCGUACACAUGGCUGGCAUGCUAAAGGUACCGUUUGCUCCCUGAAAAAGUAUCUCCUUGAGUUUCAAUUUAGUCUUAUAUUUAGUCGAAUUGUGUGAUCCUUUCUUGCUGCAUGCUAGGUGAAUCGUUCAUUAGAAGAAAUUCACUUGGCGAAAUGUGGUAUACGAGAUUUUGGUGCUGAAAGAUUAGCUGAAAACCUGGUGUAUAAUACAACGUUGAAACAAUUACAUCUGAGUUGGUAUGUUUAUUAUGUUCAUAUGAUAUCAUAGUGUUUACAGUCCAUGUGCCUUUAUCGGAUUUAGUGUUGAUCUUUACCUAAAAUUAUCUUACCAGUAACCGCGUGACUCGAGAUGGUGCCAGCUACCUCGCCAGACUUCUGAAGAAAAACACCCCCUUAGAAAUGUUGAACUUGGCUUACAACAGGAUUGAAGAUGAUGGAGCAUGUGCAUUAAGCGCAGUGCUUGCUCGUGGAAACACAAACUUACAAACGUAAGUAUGAGUGGAUUAUGAAUUUGUCAUGAUUAAUUUUUUUGGUUAAAGUUUGUUUACUGUACUCGACCAAUAAUUAUUAAUGAUGCGAUUUUUCUCGUGAUGUUUUAGGCUGGUUGUGUGCAGCAAUAAUAUCGCAACGCAAGGUCUGUGCGCGCUGGCCAAGGCAAUGAAAACGAACUCAAGUUUGACAAGAAUUUAUAUUUGGGGAAACAAGUUGCUUGAGCCUGCGUGUAAUGUAAGUAUAACGUUAUGUAUGCUGCCAUAACAACAACAACAACAGCCAUAACAACAACGACAGCAACAGCAGCAGCAGCAACAACAACAGCCAUAACAACAACGACAGCAACAACAACAACAACAACAACAACCACAACAACAACAACCAUAACAACAACCAUAACAACAACAACAACAAUAACAACAACAGCAACAACCAUAACAACAACAACAACAACAACAACAACAACAACAACAACAACAACAACAACAACAACAACAGCAACAACAACAGCAACAACAACAACAACAACAACAACAACAGCAGCAACAACAACAGCAACAACAACAGCAACAACAACAGCAACAACAACAGCAACAACAACAGCAGCAACAACAGCAGCAACAGCAUUACCAACAAUCGUGUUUCUCCAACAGAGUGUACAAAAUUAUGCUUGUUAUUUUUCAAGGCUUUUCAAGAGCUGAUGUCAGGUCGUGUGCCUCGCCUGGCUGAAGAAGAUACUGACGUCACUCCUUAUAUUGUAGAUGGUGUAACAUAUUUAAGCAGAAUUAACAGUCCUUAUUAAUCCAAUGUAAAAGUAAUUUUUAAGCAAUAAAAACAC